GCAGGUGUUUGUAGUGUUGCUGUGUCAGUGUGUGUAGGAUCGCUUUCUUUCAUCAGUCAUAAUGUCCGGCAGUAACUCAUACAGACUGCGCUGCUCUCUCGCCGCGCACGAGAUGGAUGUCAGGGGCCUCGCCGCCGCCGCGUAUCCAGACGGAGCGUUUGUGUCCGUGUCCAGAGACCGAACCGCACGGGUCUGGGUACCAAACCCAAGUGAAAACCAGGUCUUUACAGAGAUGCACUGUAUGAAUGGCCACUCAGACUUUGUGUCUUGCGUGUGUAUCAUCGAUCCUAAUGAAACAUACCCCCGAGGACUCAUUGCCACUGGAGGACACGACAACAACAUCUGUGUGUUUUCACUAGACCGACCAGACCCUCUGUUCACCCUCAAGGGUCACAAAAACACAGUCUGCACACUCUCAGCUGGCAAGUUUGGCACAAUACUAAGUGGCUCAUGGGACACAACAGCUAAAGUCUGGCUUGGAGAGAAGUGCAUGAUGACCUUACAGGGACACACCGCUGCUGUAUGGGCCGUAGUCAUUUUGCCAGAGCAGGGCUUAAUGCUGUCUGGAUCAGCUGACAAGACCAUCAAAUUAUGGAAGGCUGGUCACUGUGAGAACACCUACACUGGUCACGAGGACUGUGUGCGAGGACUCGCUGUGAUAAACGAGGUGGAGUUUCUCUCCUGCAGUAAUGACGCCAGCAUUAGACGGUGGAUGGUGACGGGUGAAUGUGUGCAGGUUUACUAUUCUCACACUAACUAUAUCUACAGCCUUGCUGUCUUCCCUAACGGACAAGACUUCAUAAGCACAGGAGAGGACAGGACACUGAGGGUCUGGAGGAAGGGGGAAUGUUCCCAGACUAUCCGUCUUCCUGCCCAGUCGGUGUGGUGCUGCUGCAUUCUGCCUGAUGGAGACAUUGCUGUGGGAGCCAGCGAUGGCGUUAUCCGCGUGUUCACCGAGAGCGAAGAGCGUGUAGCGAGUGCUCAGGACUUACAGGCUUUUGAGGAUGAACUCUCCAAAGCCAUCAUUGACCCCAAGACUGGAGACUUGGGCGACAUCAAGAUAGAGGACUUACCUGGCAGAGAGCACCUGAAUGAACCAGGGAAUCGGGAUGGCCAGACACGGCUCAUAAAGGAAGGUUCUAAUGUUGAAGCGUAUCAGUGGAGCGUGAGUGACGGACGCUGGGUGAAGAUCGGAGAUGUAGUGGGCGGGUCUUCUCAGCAAAAUUCAAAGCGAGUGAUGUAUGAAGGCAAGGAGUAUGACUUCGUCUUCUCUAUCGAUGUGAAUGAGGGAGGUCCUGGCUUGAAGCUGCCUUACAAUGUGACGGAUGACCCCUGGCUGACAGCUCACAACUUCCUGCAGAAGAAUGAGCUGAGCCCCAUGUUCUUGGAUCAGGUGGCUAAUUUCAUCAUCGAGAACAGUAAAGGCCACACUCUAGGCCCAGCCCCCGCCACGUCCACAGACCCCUUCACAGGUGCGGGACGGUACAUUCCGGGUUCAGGAAGCGGCGACCAAGGAUUUGCCGCUGAUCCUUUCACAGGGGCUGGACGAUAUAUACCCGAGUCAGGAGGAUCCACAGGCACAGUGUCUUCAGGGGGAGCUGAUCCUUUUACUGGUGGCAGUGCUUAUUCCUCUUCCUCUCUUCCGAAAGCUACGACAAACAUCUUCUUCCCCAGUACGGAUGGAGUUAUGUUUGAACAGGCGAAUUCAACUCAGAUUCUUGGUAAGCUUCGGGAGCUGAACAACACUGCUCCUGCAGACCGUAAGCUGAGUGACGCAGCACUGGACUGUCUGCAGAAGUUGUUGCUCGUAGUAACAGACCUGAAGAGCCAGGAACAGCCCACGGCAGAGCAGAUCAAUGUUCUGUGGAGGACUAGCCACUGGCCAGAAGACAUUGUCUUCCCAGUGUUGGACAUCCUGCGUUUGGCUGUGCGCCAUCCUGAAGUCAACGCCCAGCUUUGUGGAGGGACUGAAGGUGCCAGUCUUUGCAACCAUCUCCUGGGUCUCAUGUCCCCUGAGAGCAGGCCCGCAAAUCAGAUGCUGGCGCUCCGCAUUCUCUGCAACUGUUUCUCUGGGUCCCAUGGCCGCGCUCUUCUCUUGGGUCACCGUGACACAGUCCUGUCCCGGGCCGGAGACCUCCGCGUCGUCUCCAACAAGAACAUCCACGUGGCGCUGGCUACCCUGGUGCUCAACUACGCUGGAAGGUUGUACGGUCAACCCACUGAGAUCGAGGCGAAGGCACAGUGCUUAUCAGUGGCCAGCACUGCCUUAGAGGUCGUACACGACAAAGAGGCCGUCUUCAGGCUGCUGGUGGCCCUGGGGACCACAGUGGCCGGGGACAGCACCGCAAAGGACCUUGCACGAUCUUUGGGUGUCAACUCUCAGAUUUCUAAAUAUGCCAGGGUCUCUGAUCCGGCUAAAGUGGGCGAGUGCUGCCGACUAGUGCUUGAUGAACUGCAGUGAUGUCAACCAACUUCUUCCAUUACUACUCCUCCAUGAGAAAACCCCUCUUUCAGAUCUCUUAAACGGCAGUCUGUAUAUCAUUAGUUUGUAUUUAAAUUUUCACAUUUCGAUGCUGAAUGGAUCUGAAUGAAUGCAUGAUGUGAAUAAACACUGAUGAUUAAUUGAAAUCUUUCCUAAAGCAAGGCUCGUGUUAUUGAGGAAGAUCAGAGGUUCUCAACCCCCACACGGAUACAAAGAUCAUGUUAGUUAACAUGAAGUCAAAAUGAAACGGCAUUCAUAUCUCAUUUUAUUUCCAUAAUGUACCUAAUUAUUUUCUAAAUGAAACGAAUUGAAAAGUCAUCUUUUACAGGAGGUCAGUGGCGAAGAUUUGGAAAAUAAGACUGAAAGAACAAGCUAUUUAAGAUUCAUUGUGAAGACAUUUUUUUUCAUUCACUUAAACCAGAAAUGUGUUAAUAAAGAGAAUUUUGAUUCCAAGUUGACGUUUAAGGUGAAGGAAAUAUAUUAAGUUUAAGUCUACUACCAGUGAUUGUUCCACAUUUAUCUCUAAAAUAUUAAGCGUCUGUAAUUAAAACAGGUAAAAUCCUACAAGCCAACAGUGCUUUCAAGUCUAACUGUCGUUUUCUGGUAAUAAAACUAAUUUACUAUGCCAUUGCUAUUAAAAUACAUUAAAUGGUCAUAACCCCAAACAUUUCAUGUCUCCACUAUAUUAUUAGCAAAACACACAGAAAAUAAAAACUAAAUAAAUAAUGCUAAAACUAGAGCUCAAAUACAUAUGUCUACAGCAUGGGCAGCUUUUGCCGUUCCUCUUGCCUUUUAGACUCCAAAAAGCUUCUCCAUGUAAACAACUUUAUGAAAAAACACACUAUGAGCUUUGUGCAAGUUUGAGCACUGUGCGUUGUUAGUCUCUUUUGGACCCUAUAGAGUAGCAAACUGGUAGCUUUGUAACAUGCCAUACUUGAAACAAGAAGCAAGCCACCACAUAGCACAUCAUCUGAACUUACAUAAUGUAUUCAAAAACAUUAUGGAAUAUGAUUGAAAGCAUCAGGGUCUGGUACAGCUUUAGUGACCAUGAUUAACUUCAGGUCCCACAGAAGAUGAAAGCUUGAUUUCACUGAUGAUGGAUUUUCACAGCUAUUUUGUGUUAAAGCAAAGGCAAUAGCCUCCGGAGUGCAUUACCCACCCACUUUCUCACCAAACACAUACGUCAAACUCUUGAAAAGGUGCUGCUAGCCUGUUUGUUUAACAUAUACGUGGCUAGAAAUUGCAAUACUUUAGUCUAAAAGUUUAACCUUUAAACCCUAUGAUUCACGUUUGCUUACGCAGAUCUGCAUCCAAGUCACCUUUGUAAAAAUAAACCUUUAAUCUGUAGUAGGGAUGCACCGAGAUUUAAAUUCUUGGCCGGAACUGAAAAUUCUGGAUGCACCUGGCCGAAAACCGAAACUGAAAAUGCUUUUCAAUAAUUA
Messenger RNA from Sinocyclocheilus grahami, 3924 nucleotides. Its product is annotated as phospholipase A-2-activating protein-like. The record is from RefSeq and is a predicted model, not a curated record. Gene Ontology annotation, biological process: ubiquitin recycling; proteasome-mediated ubiquitin-dependent protein catabolic process. NCBI's taxonomy places the organism in Eukaryota, Metazoa, Chordata, Actinopteri, Cypriniformes, Cyprinidae. The transcript has 14 exons. Gene Ontology annotation, cellular component: cytoplasm; nucleus. The coding region runs from base 62 to 2461 and encodes 799 amino acids. Gene Ontology annotation, molecular function: ubiquitin binding.